Funneliformis caledonium is the source of this 2604-nucleotide messenger RNA. Lineage: Eukaryota; Fungi; Glomeromycota; Glomeromycetes; Glomerales; Glomeraceae. The record is from the annotation of a GenBank genome assembly.
AUGUCAAAACGAGGUUUCUCGACGAGUUCACAAAUUAAUCUAGAAUUAGAGGUCAAGAAAGUUAAACCUUUGGAUAUUAAAGUUGCGGUUGAGUUGCAGAUUGCCAACCGUCCUGGCCUUGGACAAGUCGGAAAACCUAUAAAAUUGAAUGCGAAUCAUCUAAAAGUCGCUACGUUGCCCCAAACAACCUUAUUCCAUUAUAAUUUUGUUGUUGAGCCAUCAGUCAGGCCUCCACUUGCGUUUAAGAUCUUUUCGACUAUGGCUUUUCAGAAUCAUUUUGGUGACGUCAUGCCCAUCUAUGAUGGAAAUAGUUCCAUUUAUUGUCUCUCACCGUUACCUUUUAAUGAUGAAGGGGAAAUCAAGGAAGUCUCACUUGAGGCGGAUGGUUCUCGUAGGAAAAAAACAUUUCACAUUACUAUUCGAAAAGUUGAUGAUGUCAAUAUGGAAAGUUUAUCGAAUUAUCUUAAAGGCUCCAUUCCAUUAACCGGUGAAAUUCAAACUUGUAUUUCAAUAUUAAAUACUGUAUUGAAUUAUAAACCGAGAAAUGCCUUUGCUGUUGUUAAGCGAGGCAUUUUCCCGGAGUCUGAGGAUCGACCGAGGUACUUGUUCGGAGGUCUUGAAUUGAAGACAGGUUUCUGUCAAUCAAUGAGACCUGGUUGGGGACAUAUGACUAUAAAUGUUGAUAUAUGUGCAGCGGUUUUUUAUCCUCAUGGUUCCAUGUUGGACUAUGCCGCAAAAAUUUUGGGCAAACGUAACAUCGACGAAUUAAGAUUUGGAAUCAAUGAUAACGAGCGAAGAAAUCUUGAACGCGGUAUGAAAGGACUAAAGGUCAAAGCUAUUCAUCGAGGAGAGAAAAAUCCAAAAUACAAAAUCGAACGCCUAUCAAGUAAAGCCGCGGAUCAAAUCACAUUUAUGAAUGAUAAGGAAGGCGUAGAAAUGAGUGUGACUGAUUAUUUUGCGCGAACAUAUAAUCGCCAUUUGGAGUUCAAAUCUCUUCCUUGCAUAGUUGUAAAGAAAAACUUGUUUAUUCCAAUGGAGGUCUGCAUCGUCCUACCUGGUCAAAAGUAUGAUAAAACAAUCGGAGAUAGAGCCAAAGCAGACAUGAUCAAAUUUACGGCCUGUAGGCCUCAAGAACGUUUCGGUCAAAUAGAGAAUUGUAUUCGAAACGUUUUUAAACAUGAUGACGAUGAAAAUCUUCGUGAUUUCGGAAUUAAUAUCGAUCCCAAGAUGAUGAUUAUUGAUGGAAGAAUUUUGAAAUCUCCAACAAUAAUGUUUAAUGCUAAUAGUAAACAACAAAAUCAGUUUAUUUCUCAAAAUGGACGUUGGAAUCUCAGAGAUCUUGUUUUACUUAGAACAAAACCAUUGCACAACUGGUCGGUCCUUAUUUUGUCUGACAGAAGGAUAUCUCCUAUUGAUCAAGUGAAAAGAUGUAUGUCAGGAUUAAAACAAAAAUUGAUCGAAUUUGGAAUGGAAGUUCGAAAUGAUCCUUAUGUAAAUUAUGGAAAUCAACAAGGGAAUAUUGAAGCUUCAAUACAAAUUGCUGUUCAAAAGGCCCAUAUCAAUAAAUCAUUUCCACCUCAGUUAAUAAUUGUGAUUAUUCCAAGAAAACCAUCUCCACUUUAUGGCGAAAUUAAAAAGAUCGCCGACACUAAAAUUGGAGUCGUAACUCAAUGCAUUCUUGCCGACAAAUUGCGUAAUCCGAACAACAAGUCUCUAUGGGCAAAUGUUGGAUUAAAAAUCAAUGCCAAGCUAGGCGGACACAAUUGUAAUCUCAUUAAAGAUGAACUUUCAAUUAUAGGAAAUGUUCCUACGAUGAUCGUUGGAGCGGAUAUUUCUCAUCCUGGAAUUGGACAAAAGAAUCAACCCAGCAUUGCAGCAGUUUGUGCAUCCGUUGAACCAAGUGCAACAACUUAUUACGGCAGAGUGAGUGUCAACAAACAAAUCCGUAAUGAAACAAUAGAAUGUCUUGGAGAUAUGAUAUCCGAUCUAUUAAAAGCAUUCUAUGAGAAGAAUAAAGUUCUUCCAAAAAGAAUGAUUUUUUAUCGAGACGGUGUAAGUGAGGGUCAGUUUCGCGGAGUGCUUAACAGAGAAGUAAUUGCGUUGAAGAACGCAUUUAAUAAAAUUUAUCAAAAGGAACCUCCCAAAUUAACUUUUAUGAUAGCACAAAAGAGGCAUCAUACCAGAUUUGCUCCAGUAAAUAGAGGAGAUGCGGAUAAACUGGGAAAUUGUACCCCUGGAACUGUCGUAGAUCAGUCAAUCGUUCACUGUAAUGAAUUCGAUUUUUAUUUGCAAUCUCAUUCUGGACUUCAAGGAACAACACGUCCAACUCAUUAUUAUGUUUUGUAUGAUGAAAAUAAAUUUGACGCCGAUGAUAUUCAGAAUUUAACUUAUCGAUUAAGUUAUCUUUACGCUAGAUGUUCUUCGGCAAUUUCUGUGGUGCCUCCAAUUGCUUAUGCGCAUCUGUUGGCAGCACGCGUACGACUUUAUCCAACUGGCGAAUCACCCGAAGAAAAAGAUUGUGGUGAAUCGAGCAACUUAAGUGAAAGCGCAUUUUCAGUUCCUCCAGUUUCCAAGGAAUUAGCCAAAGUUAUGUAUUUUGUUUAG